AAGAAAGUAAAAGGGUUCCGCUCUACUCUCGGGCUCCAUAACGGGCCCGUUUCAAAUGUAAUGGGCUAUGCCAUUGGUCAAAUUAAAUUCGAUUAGAGUAAUAAGUUGGCAACGGUGUACGAAUGCCGCCAGAUUAACGUCGAUUAGAGUGAUGAGUUGGCAACACUAGUCUGGAAGCGCCGUUUUGUAAAUAAGUCAUGCUGAUUGUCAGGAGGGUACGACUGGACCAAUAAAAUAAUUUUGAUAAGUUCUUGAAGAUUCUUUUUGCGUAUUAAAGUUGUUUAAAUCGAAUAUGGAUACUAGUAAGACCAGCAGUAUCAAGUUGUUACUAUUAGAAGCAUGGAAGGAAAGAUGGAGCGAUGUCCAAUGGGGGAUCCACAUUAAGAGAGUCCUUCCUCGAGGUGUAAGCGGAGAUGUAUACGAUUUGGCAGAUUGUAUAUUGCAACAAGCCUUAGUUGGAUCCGGACCCAAUCAUUUGUUCCUCUCCUACCUAACGCACUGCUUGAGUUCGCAUAUCGUGUCCUAUGGCGCGGUGCUGCUGAGCAUCAGCCGCUGUCAGAGUUUCUACAAACCGUACUGCAUCCUCAGCAUGUUGGACCUGCUGAAGAACAUCCAGCCGAGAGUUAGUUGCAGAGGAAACGACGAAGAGUGCAUCACGCUAUGCAAGGCCAUGGUGAGCAUCUCUCACUGGCUCUACUCGUGCCUCCACCAUUCCUUGGCCAAGUUGGCAGAAUUGAAACAGAGCCCCGAACACGUCUCCAUCAUGGAGAAGUCCUGCGACGCCCUCAAGUACGUCUGCAACUCGACCUUCAUGAAGGCUCUGCUCUAUGUCGGUAAAUUUGAGGAUCAGGGAAUGUACAACCAGUUGUUGUACAAGCACCAGGAGCUAGAGAGUAAGAUCGGCCAGAUACAGAAUUUUGUAAUCUCGAAGGAGGUGCUCGAGACCGGUCUGGGACUGAUAAAGGCCGUGGAUAAUUUGCCGUGCAUUGCCAGCCAGAAUAUGUACAGCAGCUUGCCGAAAAAGCAGUUGUUGUUGUGUAGUCUGAAUGCCAUGAUUGCCAUCGAUGCUAUAUUGAAUCCGGCCAGCGACAUACAGUCGUGCGUUGAUCAGUUGCUGCUCUUGCAGACGCUCCAAAAUCUGACAUUACCGGAACUAUAUUGCAGAAUCAUUCAAGCCUGUUUUAUGGGUCUGGUGGAUGCCGCCGGUAGUUCGGAAGAUUUGAAGUGGGCAGCAUUUACUUUUCUUAAAGUUCCACACUUAAUUUUACAGAUUCAUAACACUCAGUGGGGACAAAACCCUCAGCCGAGUAAUAAAGGAAGCGUGGAGUUAGAACAGGGUAUCGAAAAACUAUUGUAUUUUACUCCUCUUCUAGAUCUUACGGAUACUAAAAGUAACUGCGAUUGUUUACAAUACCUACUUACCGAAUUAUGCAAAGUGAAACUCAUCACGCCGCCACAGGUAGAUAAAAUAUUACUGCACAGGCAGAGCGAAUCGCAGAGACAGAAUUUGCCUCGUUCCGAACAGCAGACCACUCAGGCGGGAGCAAAUUUGAUCCUUCGUGCGGAACCGACAGUGAUCAGCAUCCUGAAAUCUCUGGAUUCCGAUUACUCUAAAAUUCAGGAAGCUCUGUUAGGAGUGUUAUGCCACAUGGUACCCGGUAAGAACUUUGAACUGAUCUUAUCCGCGGCAGCCGCGACGGGUAAAUUGCAUGAUUUUGCUACGAAACUCAUUAAAUUUAACGAAUAUAAUAAGCAUAGUAGAGAAGAAAAUGCAAAAGCUUCUCAGACACGGGCUCUCUUGUUCGACAUUACUUUUCUCAUGUUGAGUCAUAUUGUUCAGCAUUAUGGAAGCGAAAUUGUAACAAUGAGUGUCGAGACAAAGGAUUCAUUUUUUGCCAUGUGGAUCUCGGAAUGUUGGGUAGAAGGGGGAAAGUAUAAAUGUCCGGACAUGAUGCUUUCAAAGUGUGAUCCGAUUAAAGUGGACAACUUAUUAUCUCAGUUUACCAAUCCGGAUGCUGAUUUCAAAACGAAUCUGGUGAAAUGGCACGAAGUUUGCAUCAAUGCUCCGAUGGCAAUUAAAGAAAUCUUAAUUGCUUGGGAGUACGGAGCUCUUUCGACCGAUAAUGUUAAAAUGAUUCUGGACAAUGUUAAAAGCCGAAUGUGCUGCCUUCCAGUUUGUAUCUCUACCUGGCUUUGCAAUUAUAUCAACGUUCUACAUCAUGAAGAAAGACUUAAACCAAUGAAUAUGCUCCAACAGUUCAUGACGCCACUAUCGGUCGAUUCUGGUGCAACAGCCGAGGGCAUAACUGGAACCGGAAGCACAUCGAGCGGAAGACAAACGCCACAGCAAACGAGUCAAGACCAGAGUAAUAUUUUUUACAAAGAGCGUUCCACUUUAAUGGCUGGCAUGAUAAAGAAAAUGAUGUACGAUUUGCAUCCUCCCACUCAGACGAAAGCAAAGGGAAUGCCCGUCAUUCCGCACGGUUUAACGAGCCGAACACCAAUGUGGGACAUUGUGGAUGGUAUUUUCUGGACCGCGCACAGUCAUGGAUGGUUGGAUUUAAAAGCCAUACACAAUCUGGACACUUUAUUGUGUGUGGGAGGAGGACAGUGGUUCUGCGAUACUUUAGUCAGAUUUGCACUCAGAUUCGAACAUCUAGACGAUUUGCACAGAGCAAUCGAUUUGGUUUUUGGUUUAUUUCAUCUCGAUAUCGAGGAAUGUGCACUGGCUUUAUUAGUACAUGUUUUGCCAUCGUAUCUACACAACGAAGUGCGCCAGGAGAUGUUGGCGGAACCACGAGGCUCUGCACUUGCACGUUUAGUAGUCAUGACAACUUACGCAGCAUUGCAAGUAAGACAGAGUUCAACAUAUGCUAAUAGAAAAUACAUUAGAAAACACAGCUAUAGAGAUAUGGAAAUAGAAGAAAUUGAAAUAGAUCGUGGAAGGCCGAGUAAGAUGCGCAGACUUGUGAAUGACACGGAAUUGUUAGAGGAUACUCCUUACGGUUUACAAUCCAGCAGCGAAGAUCAUCUUCGAAACGUAAUUUCUGAUCCCAUUAAGAAAGCAAUCGCUGACAUCAUGAGAAUGUUAAUGAUGAUAGCGGCAGAUUCUACCAUCAGUCAGAAAUCAGUCUUCCCUCUUGUAUUUUUAGAACAAGUAAUUCUCUGUGCUAAAGACCAAGCUUACAUCAUACUACAGUUCAUGCCGCUUAGUCUAGUGCCACAACUGAUCAAAACAUCUCCGGAACGGCUCUCUCAUGAGCUAGUCCUCGCCGUUAGUAGUAUGCUGACACCCAGAUCUCGGAAAAUAGUCGCACGCACGCUCUGUCAAUUGGACGUUAUGCAGCAGAGAGAGACUUCUUGAAUUACAUUUGCAACAUAAUACAUACCGACUUUUUUUAAUACUUAUUGAUACAUUAAAUGUCUACAGCAUGUAAUAAAAUUAUAAUAUUGUGUGAUUUAAUUAAAACAUGUCAAGUAUAAAAUCACAUUAUCCAGGAUUAAUAUACUUUGUGAUGCAGUGUUUUAACAAUAAAUUUGCAUACAACCAUAUGUGAAAUGAAUCUCAAAGCCCAGAGAUUUGUUAUUAAUGGAUCUACAUGUUUAGUAUGAUGUUUCUUCUUGCAUCCUCUUGGAGGUGCACAUUUGCAUUUGUAACCAUCAGAAAAUUUGGCACAAUUGCAUGAUUUUGGCUCUGAUUGCCAUUGGUACAUCUCUUAAAGGAAACUAGAGGAGGAAACCACAGACUGAAGUCAGACUGUAGAGUGGCUAUGUUUUGCCACUAUGAGGGCAGUUUGCAGACAGUGUCGCAGCUCUGACAUCAAUCUGUACAAUUUUUCUCUAGGAAUUGCUUUAAGGCUGUGUACACACUAGGCAUUUUGCAUUGCGUUAAACACGCGUUAGCUCGGCAUUAGAAGAGCGUUUAGUGGAGCAUAUGCACUGGCUCAGUUUGGAAAUGGAUGUGAAAGUAAUUGCUUAUGUGCUCCUCCUCCAUCGUCGCUAUAAAAGACGAUGGCAGAGGCAAAGAGAAUUUUGGGUGCACCCAAUAUUACGAGAUAGACUGAUGCAUGGAAUGUUUGCGACAUUGCAUCCAAAACUAAGAUAAAAUAAACCCAAGUUUUUUAAUUCUUUUAAAAUAUCUAUAAAAUCCUUUGACAAUGAUUGGUCUCUUAGAUUUCAUCAAUAAAUAGAUUGAAAUGAUCGUUCUCCAUUUCGGCCAACAUACGUCCACUCUACCCGAAAACGCGUGAUUGAAUGUAUAGUAACAUGGCAGCACAUAUAUCUCAAAGUGCUCAGCUGAUGCCCGCAAAAUGCGCGUUUUAAGAAAAAUCUAUAAAUGCGCGUUUGAGUGUGUAUGCCUAUGCAGAACUCUUGGUUCUUUAAAACGCGCGUUUAAAAACGCCUAGUGUGUACACAGCCUAAGAGAAGAGCUCUCAAACAGAGAUGAGAUAUCAAAUCAUGAAGUUGAGCCAUACAUCAUUUGAGUGAUUGCCAAUGCAACUGGGAACCUCCAAGAGGCUGUGAAAACGGACGGCAUCAUAUUGAACACACAACUCCAUUAAUGACAAAUCUCUACGUUUUCAUUACUCAUUCCACAUAUGGUUUGUACCCAAUUUUGUCAAUAAAAAGUAAAUGGUAUAAAGUAUUUGUAUACCCUUUUGGUACCUUAGUGAAUAGGGACUUGUGGGGCUAACUGGAUGAUGAGAGAGUUUGCAGACAACCUCUCAACCUUGGCAUCAAUGUGUUUUCUCUAGGGUUGCCUUUAAGGGGUGUAUCGAAUGGAGAUCAGAGAGAAGGAAUUUCUGAAGAUUAUGAUUAAAAAAAUUUUGUUUGGCUUUUCAUGUAUCAAUCAUUGUAACCACUGCUAUUAAGUACCAUGCUCCAAAUCUGAGUAAUUUGUUACUGCUUUCUCAGCAACCUCACGAUUGAUGUUUAUUUGCAUGUUAAAUAUUGAUGUAUAUUAAAACUUAUUUCAGAAAUUACAUUAUCUGCAUUUUUCCAUCAUCAAAAGCAGCGUGCCGACAUAUGUAUUUUCAUUAAAUUUGCAUAUAGUAUGCCUUAAGUUACUUGCAACGGUUAAUCUUGUGAUUGUUUACAUGUAAAUCAUUUUAGUAUGUGUAUAUACAUGCAAGAUAUAACUGAUUCAAUUGAUGUUCUGCAUCAAUUCAAGUACAACCUUGAAAAGAAAGGGUUUGGCAAUUAACAAACAAACAUCUUUAUUAUAUUAAUAUAGACAUAUACAUUUAUCUGCAUUGCAGAAAUAUACUCAGUCCGACACAGCAGACAAAACUUGGCAAUAAUCAUUCAUUUGAAACAUAACUGAUGUACAGUAUUUCAAAUAAUAGAGAUCUUAA
Messenger RNA from Centruroides sculpturatus (bark scorpion), 5354 nucleotides. RefSeq names its product mediator of RNA polymerase II transcription subunit 24-like (gene MED24). NCBI's taxonomy places the organism in Eukaryota, Metazoa, Arthropoda, Arachnida, Scorpiones, Buthidae. The transcript has 2 exons. The record is from RefSeq and is a predicted model, not a curated record. Gene Ontology annotation, cellular component: mediator complex. The coding region runs from base 293 to 3364 and encodes 1023 amino acids. Gene Ontology annotation, molecular function: transcription coregulator activity.